Magallana angulata is the source of this 747-nucleotide messenger RNA. RefSeq lists its product as uncharacterized. NCBI's taxonomy places the organism in Eukaryota, Metazoa, Mollusca, Bivalvia, Ostreida, Ostreidae. The transcript is spliced from 5 exons. The record is from RefSeq and is a predicted model, not a curated record. Bases 1 to 732 code for a protein of 243 amino acids.
AUGCAAGAUGUCAAAUUCACCACAACAGACGGAAAGAUGGAACGUUUUUGGCUAUGCCUAUUUCUGAUUACUGGAGCGCAAGGUCUGUCCAUGUAUAAAGAUCAUGGAUUAGGAGAAAAUCCAGGAGAUGCAGGUAAAUCAGAUCGAAAUCAGGAAGAUUGCUGGUCAAAUGCAACUAAAAUGGUUGAAAAUUGUGCAAAAGAAAAGAUUUCCUUUGAAUUUCCAUACACCAUUACAUUAAGUGGGAACUUCGUCUUUGCAAAAAACUUUUUCUCACAAGCAUGUUUGAUUUUCAGAACAAUAAGGGAUUGCCAUGAAAGCAUUGAUUUGGAGGAAUGUGAAUUGGAUUUACCACCUAUUAUUGCCAACUCAAGCGCUCUGGCCACUAAAUUUUGUCGCAAUGAAAAAGACUUGGGAAGUCUUUUAGGGUGCAUGAAUAACCAUUCUUUCCAGCGGAGUAUGUUACGCGAACCAAACUCUGCAAACCGUCAACAGCAGCUUCCUUGUCGGACGAUUGAGAACAAGAUUGUUCAGCUCUUACAAACGACCGAGAGCAUUUGUGGACAAAAAGACUACCGGACUCUCGCCAACGUGAUGUUGGACUUUGACGGGGAUCUUUCCUUUGUUAUAGAGCCGUUCAGUGCACACUGCGCGAUCUCUGUUAACCAGGUGAUGCCAGGUCUUGGUGUUUCUGUGCAAGUUUCACAGGCUCAACUAUUUUUAUGGAAGUGAAAGUCAUCAUCAAAA